CCCCGGGCGGGCGCUUCACCGCUCACUGGCGGGUCCCGCUGCUGACCGCCGGCGCCCCUGCCCUGGGCUUCAGGGUAGAGGACGAGUAUGCGCUGACCACUCGCGCCGGGCCCACUCACGCCAAGCUGGGCGACUUCGUGGCCGCGCUGCACCGACGGCUCGGCUGGGAGCGCCAGGCCCUGGUGCUCUACGCCUACCAGCCCGACGACGACCGGCACUGCUAUUUCCUAGUGGAAGGGCUGUACAUGCGGGUGCGCCACCGCCUCAACAUCACCGUGGACCACCUGGAGUUUGCCGAGGGCGACCACGACCACUACACCAAGCUGCUGCAGACAGUGCGGCUCAAAGGCCGAGUUGUCUACAUCUGCAGCUCCCCCGAGGCCUUCAGAACCCUCAUGCUCCUGGCCCUGGAAGCCGGCCUGAGUGGGGAGGACUACGUUUUCUUCCAUCUGGAUAUCUUUGGGCAAAGCCUGCCAAGUGGGCAGGGUCCUGCUGCACACAGACCCUGGGAGAAAGGGGAUGGGCAGGACGCUAGUGCCCGCCAGGCCUUCCAGGCUGCCAAAAUCAUCACAUAUAAAGAACCGGAUAAUCCUGAGUAUUUGGAGUUCCUGAAGCAGCUGAAGUACCUGGCCCAUGAGCAGUUCAACUUCACCAUGGAGGAUGGCCUGGUGAACACCAUCCCAGCAUCCUUCCAUGAUGGGCUCCUGCUCUAUAUCCAGGCAGUGGCAGAGACUCUGGCACAUGGGGGAACUGUCACUGAUGGGGAGGACAUCACUCAGAGGAUGUGGAACCGAAGCUUCCAAGGAGUGACAGGACACCUGAAAAUUGACAGCAGUGGUGAUCGGGAGACUGACUUCUCCCUCUGGGAUAUGGAUCCUGAGACUGGUACCUAUAGGGUUGUACUAAACUACAACGGGACUUCCCAAGAGCUGGUGACCGUGUCAGGGCGCAUGCUGAACUGGCCUCUGGGGUACCCUCCUCCCGACAUCCCCAAAUGUGGCUUUAACAACGAAGACCCAGCCUGCAACCAAGCAGAUCACUUUUCCACCCUGGAGGUGCUGGCUUUGGCGGGCAGCCUGUCCCUGCUCAGCUUUCUGAUCGUCUCCUUCUUCAUAUACAGGAAGAUGCAGCUGGAGAAAGAGCUGGCCUCGGAGCUGUGGCGGGUGCGCUGGGAGGACUUACAGCCCAGUAGCCUUGAGAGGCACCUCCGGAGUGCGGGCAGCCGGCUGACGCUGAGCGGGAGAGGCUCCAACUAUGGCUCCCUGCUGACCACAGAGGGCCAGUUUCAAGUCUUUGCCAAAACAGCAUAUUAUAAGGGCAACCUCGUGGCUGUGAAACGUGUGAACCGGAAACGCAUUGAGCUGACACGAAAAGUCCUGUUUGAAUUGAAGCAUAUGCGGGAUGUGCAGAACGAACACCUGACUAGGUUUGUGGGUGCCUGCACCGACUCCCCCAACAUCUGUAUCCUCACCGAGUACUGUCCCCGUGGGAGCCUGCAGGACAUUCUCGAGAAUGAGAGCAUCACCCUAGACUGGAUGUUCCGGUACUCACUCACCAAUGACAUCGUCAAGGGCAUGCUGUUUCUACACAAUGGAGCCAUUUGCUCCCAUGGGAACCUUAAGUCCUCCAACUGCGUGGUAGAUGGGCGCUUUGUGCUCAAGAUCACCGACUAUGGCCUGGAGAGCUUCAGGGACCCGGAGCCAGAGCAAGGACACAUUCUCUAUGCCAAAAAGUUGUGGACAGCCCCUGAACUCUUGCGAAUGGCUUCGCCCCCUGCCCGGGGCUCCCAGGCUGGCGAUGUGUAUAGCUUUGGGAUCAUCCUUCAGGAGAUUGCAUUGAGGAGUGGGGUCUUCCAUGUGGAAGGUUUGGACCUCAGCCCCAAAGAGAUCAUUGAGCGUGUGACUCGGGGUGAGCAGCCCCCCUUCCGGCCCUCCCUGGCCCUGCAGAGCCACCUGGAGGAGCUGGGGCAGCUGAUGCAGCGCUGCUGGGCCGAGGACCCACAGGAGCGGCCACCCUUCCAGCAGAUCCGCCUGAUGCUGCGCAAGUUUAACAGGGAGAACAGCAGCAACAUCCUGGACAACCUGCUGUCCCGCAUGGAGCAGUACGCCAACAACCUGGAGGAGCUGGUGGAGGAGCGCACGCAGGCCUACCUGGAGGAGAAGCGCAAGGCUGAGGCCCUGCUCUACCAGAUUCUGCCUCAUUCAGUGGCCGAGCAGCUGAAGCGCGGGGAGACGGUCCAGGCUGAAGCCUUCGACAGCGUUACCAUCUACUUCAGUGACAUCGUGGGCUUCACGGCUCUGUCUGCGGAGAGCACGCCCAUGCAGGUGGUGACCUUGCUCAACGACCUGUACACUUGCUUCGAUGCUGUCAUAGAUAACUUUGAUGUGUACAAGGUGGAGACCAUCGGCGAUGCCUACAUGGUGGUGUCGGGACUUCCUGUGCGGAACGGGCGGCUCCACGCCCGCGAGGUGGCCCGCAUGGCCUUGGCUUUGCUGGACGCUGUGCACUCCUUCCGCAUCCGCCACCGGCCCCAGGAGCAGCUGCGCCUGCGCAUCGGCAUUCACACAGGACCUGUCUGUGCUGGUGUGGUAGGGCUGAAGAUGCCCCGCUACUGUCUCUUCGGGGACACGGUCAACACAGCCUCGAGAAUGGAGUCUAAUGGAGAAGCCCUGAAGAUCCACUUGUCUUCAGAGACCAAGGCUGCCUUGGAGGAGUUUGGUGGUUUUGAGCUGGAGCUUCGAGGGGAUAUAGAAAUGAAGGGCAAAGGCAAAGUUCGGACCUACUGGCUCCUGGGGGAGCGGGGGAGUAGCACCCGAGGCUGACCUGCCUCCCCUCCUGUCCUUCCAUACCUCCUUUCCCUGUGCCAGAGGUGACAGAGGGGCCAGGCCUCGGCCUUACCCAUAGCAGUCCCACCACUGCCAAAGGAUGGGAGAAGUGGUUUAAAGAGCUCAGGAGAGACAUCGGAUGCGACCUCUGAGAGUGGCCUGCUGUGGAGAGAACUCAGAGCUCACAGGACUGGACCAUGGCACAUAGCCAUGGCACAUGCACCUGUGCUCCACCCUGACCACGCCAGACUGAGUGUGGGUCCCCAACCCUCCGCUCCCUCCCCUGCCCUCCUCCCUCAACUCUGCUGCACUGGGACUUUUAUUGGGAAAGGAAAGAACCACCUGAGGGGAAUAUGAAAAGAGACUCCAAGUGAUCAGAAGGGUGGGAGAGCCCACAUCGGGGAUACACACACCACCCCUCGACCCUGUGCCCCCCACCCUGCAUGGGGGAAGAGAGAGGCGUGCAGAGGGGCAAUGGGCCUGUGUGUCUUGCUUCUACUGUGAGUAGAGACCAUUAAACCCUUUAUUCCAA
Tupaia belangeri chinensis (Chinese tree shrew) is the source of this 3357-nucleotide messenger RNA. RefSeq names its product natriuretic peptide receptor 1 (gene NPR1). Gene Ontology annotation, molecular function: peptide receptor activity; adenylate cyclase activity; guanylate cyclase activity. The coding region runs from base 246 to 2822 and encodes 858 amino acids. Gene Ontology annotation, cellular component: plasma membrane. Gene Ontology annotation, biological process: cGMP biosynthetic process; intracellular signal transduction; receptor guanylyl cyclase signaling pathway. Lineage: Eukaryota; Metazoa; Chordata; Mammalia; Scandentia; Tupaiidae. The record is from RefSeq and is a predicted model, not a curated record. The transcript has 22 exons.